AUGGCCCGGCCCGUGCAGCUGGCGCCGGGCUCGCUGGCACUGGUGCUAAGCAGGCUGGAGGCGCCGAAGGCGGCGGGGGUCGCGGAGGAACCCGGUGGGCACGCGGUUUUCCGUGCCUUUCGUCGCGCCAACGCGCGCUGCUUCUGGAACUCGCGGCUGGCGCGCGCCGCCUCGCGGCUGGCCUUCCAGGGCUGGCUGCGCCGAGGGGUGCUGCUGGUGCACGCGCCCCCCGCCAGCCUGCAGGUGCUGCGCGACGCCUGGGGCCGCCGGGCGCUGCGCCCUCCCCGCGGCUUCCGCAUCAGGGCGGUGGGUGAUGUCUUUCCAGUGCAAAUGAAUCCAAUAGCCCAAUCGCAGUUUAUACCAUUGGCUGAAGUUCUUUGUGGUGCUAUAUCUGACAUGAACGCUGCUCAGACUGUAGUAACACAGGAAUCACUGUUGGAGCAUUUGAUGAAACAUUAUCCAGGCAUUGCAAUUCCAUCUCAAGAUAUUCUCUAUACCACUCUGGGAACUCUGAUUAAAGAAAGGAAGAUUUAUCACACUGGAGAAGGAUACUUCAUAGUUACUCCUCAGACUUACUUCAUCACAAAUACAACCCCCCAAGAUAGUAAGAGAGUCCACGCAAAUGAGAGUCACGUGAUACCAGCUCGCAUCACGUACCUGGUGAGCAUGGAGAGCUCUGCAGAGCUUGCACAGUUAGCCAAAGAAAAUGCUGCCCCCAUUUCCCAUUGUCAGUCUUGCCAGUGCUUCCCUGAUGUGUGCUCUCAGGAUCUCCAGGAACCUGCAGCUGCAGCAGAAGUGACUAGAAAAGGCCAGAAAGGUCUUGGGGAAUCCAAAUCUUUGGUACAGAAUCAAGCAGUUUCAGUGUCUGAGGAGAAUCCUGUCUCUGAGAAUACCAAACCUUUACCGUACACAAAAGACAGAGAAAAAGGCAAGAAGUUUGGCUUUAGCCUCUUUUGGCGCAGUAUAUCCAGAAAGGAGAAGUCCAGAACAGAGCACAGCAGUUUCUCCGCCCAAUUCCCACCUGAAGAAUGGCCUGUCCGAGAUGAAGAUAACUUGGACAAUAUCCCUCGAGACAUUGAACAUGAGAUAAUUAAACGAAUUAAUCCCAUUCUGACUGUUGACAACUUAAUCAGACAUACCGUCCUAAUGCAAAAAUACGAAGAACAGAAAAAAUAUAAUAGCCAGGGCACUUCCACUGAUAUGCUGACAGUCGGGCAUAAAUAUCCUCCAAGAGAGGGAGUUAAGAAAAGGCAGGGCCGGUCUGCAAAGCUUCGAAGGAGAGGCCAUUCUCAUAGGGAGAGACACAAAGCCAGGAGUCAGGGAAGUGAGCCUCAGCCAGGGAGCAUUGGACUGGAGAAACACCCCAAGCUCCCUGCUACACAGCCCACCCCCAGAAUUAAAAGCCCACAGGACGCAGUAGUUCAGAAACCACUUGGUGAGAACCCAUCAGAGCUAGGUUCCCAUUUAAUUUAUAAAAAGCAAAUCAGUAAUCCUUUCCAGGGUUUGUCUCAUCGGAGGAGCCCAAUGACCAAAGGGCACAACAUUCAGAACACCAGUGAUCUGAAACCCAGUCAGAUUAGACCAAAGGGAAAGCCUUUCCAAAGGUCAAGGUCUUUAGAUUCCUCACGAAUCUUGGAGAAGGAGGCCAAACGGCCAUAUGCAGAACAAUGUAAUGAUAAACUGAGGGCAGAAUCCAUUUAUAAUAAUUCUACUGUCAAACCUAUCAGUGAUGAAUUUAAUGAUCACCUCUUAAAUUACUCUCAGUGUAGUGUUUUGCAAAAUGAUAGUCAAUGCUGUUCCUUUCGGGAAUGCAUGUUGACAUGUGAUGUGUAUGGUAGAGAAAACAAAGUGAUCCCUGAAGUCUUGAGGAAAAGUUAUUCUCACUUUGACACAUUAGGGGAGGCAAAAGAGACACAGAGUGUCCUUCCAUCACCAGGUUCCUCCUCUUUAGACCAAGCAUCCUCUGCUUGUAGAUCAGUUGAUAAAACAACACACCAGUUCCAAAAUCUUGGUCUUUUGGAUUAUCCUCUUGGUGUGAACAAUUUGAGACAACCUGAGCAACAAGACGGAGACUUAGAGGAAACACUAAUGAGAAAGGCAUUUGUGCAGGAAGCAGAGACUAUGAGUCUAGAAAAUGAAGUGCUUUCUGACGAUGACCAAGCCCUGAAUCACAAUAAAGUGGAAGAUGAUGAUGGUGCCUGCAGCUCAUUAUAUCUAGAUGAAGAUGACUUUUCUGAGAAUGAUGAUUUGGGUCAAAUGCUGCCUGGCCCCAUUCAAUAUUCCUUUACUGGGGAAAGCAAAUGGAAUCAUUUAGGAAAACAAAAGGUAACUGAAAGAUCUCUGAUUGAGUACAACAGCAAAAUACAGAGGUUUGAGCUUCAGGUGCUUAAAGGAAAUGAAUGUUACAAACUCUCUGAGCUGCUUACUAAGCCAGGUGAAAGCCAAAAACCCAACCUCUCCGAUGAAAGCUGUGGCCUCAAUUCAGGGACCCAGUCCAGUUUUAACGGUGAAGAGGAACCCAGUGUUGCUAACUGUGUGCAGGCCUCAGCACCUGCUGAUGGAAGUAUACUUGAUUACUGUAGCACAAGGAAAGCCACCUCUGAGGCUGGAACCCCACAAGUCUCUGUUGGUGACACAGGAAAGAAACCAGCUAGCUGGACUCAGAGUGCUCAGAAUCAGGAAAUGAGAAACCAGUUCACACAAAAGUUAGAACUUUUCAACACUUCGCAUAAGCCAGUGAUGACUCAGGAUAGCCAACAUGAACACAGUCACUUGGAAGGAACAGAAAACCAUAGCAUGGCAGGAGAUAGUGGAAUAGACUCUCCACGGACACAGAGCCUGGCAUCUAGUAAUUCAGUCAUUCUGGAUGGUCUAAAAAGAAGACAGAAUUUUCUGCAGAACUUUGAAGGUGCAAAGAGCAGUCAAACACUGACAUCCAAUUCCUUGCUACAACUAACUCCAGUCAUAAAUGUUUAAUUUUAAUUUUUCUUUUGGAAACUAUUUUU
This is a messenger RNA of Molossus molossus (Pallas's mastiff bat), 3005 nucleotides long. RefSeq names its product storkhead box 1 (gene STOX1). Gene Ontology annotation, cellular component: cytoplasm; nucleus. The transcript is spliced from 4 exons. The record is from RefSeq and is a predicted model, not a curated record. Gene Ontology annotation, molecular function: DNA-binding transcription activator activity, RNA polymerase II-specific; RNA polymerase II transcription regulatory region sequence-specific DNA binding. Lineage: Eukaryota; Metazoa; Chordata; Mammalia; Chiroptera; Molossidae. Gene Ontology annotation, biological process: positive regulation of transcription by RNA polymerase II. The coding region runs from base 1 to 2976 and encodes 991 amino acids.